GCUGAGUGCCGCCCGGCAGAGACCGGAAGAAGAAGAAGAAGAAGAGUCAGACGAAGAAGAGGAAGCAGCCUGUGAGAUCGUAGCUUAGCAUCCACAGCUAGCUUCCAGUUUAGUUUGGUUGUACUGAAGAGACUUCAACAGGGCGACGACGUGAUGGAAAUUGGUUCGCUCCAAGACGCUCUGAAAGAUUUCGACAAGAAAGCAAAGAAGGAGGCGACCCCUCUCCUGGAGCAGUUUCUAUGUCACAUAGCCAAGACUGGAGAGACCAUGGUCCAGUGGUCUCAGUUUCAAAACUACUUCCUGUUUAAAUUGGAGAAGGUGAUGGAUGACUUUAAAGCAUCAGCACCCGAGCAAAGAGGCCCUGCAAACCCUAACGUGGAGUCCAUUUCUUUUGAAGAUAUGAGGGAGAGAAUCCUGAAGAUUGUGAAGGGGUACAAUGGAAUUCCAUUUACAAUCCAGCGCUUGUGUGAGCUGCUCACAGAGCCCAAGAGGAACUACACAGGAACUGAGAAGUUCCUCCGAGGGGUGGAGAAGAAUGUAAUGGUAGUAAGCUGUGUUCACCCAACCAUAGAGAAAAACGGAUGCAGUGCUUUAAAUCGAAUGAAUGGAGUGAUGCUUCCUGGGAUCACGUCUGCGUUCACAGAGAGGAAAGUGAACGGUCCUGGAACUCCCCGGCCACUGAAUCGACCAAAGCUGUGUCUUCCCAACCCGAUAGCAGCUAACGGCCUGCCAGACAGCACAGACAGGAAAGACCUCAACACAGAGCACGGAGAUGAAAAGCACUUGAGUGAGGCGAUGGCAGCUGAAGGUUCUCCAGGGAGUUCACUCAAGAACAAACACCCAGUCACAGAGAGUGACAUGGAGGUCGAGCAGCAGGAGGUUAAAAGACUAAAAUUCAGCGAUGAUGAAGAUGAGGACGAGGAGGAAGAGCUAGAGCAGGAUGUGGACACGCGGAGGCCUUUACAUGCUGACUUUAACACAAAAGAGGCAGAAGCCAUGACCCAGGAAGAUCCAGAAGAAGAAAAGAAGGUCAGGAACAGCAAAGAGAAUGAAGCGUCCAGCAGUGCUGCUGAAGACCAAGAACCAUCAAGCAGCACACCAGCUGAGGAGUGUGCCGGCUCAGGUCAGGAUGCUGAACAGGCUGAGAGGGAAGUGCCAAGUGGCUCUGAGGAGGACGGCAGUGACAUGGACCACUCGGAUCAGCAGGCACCUGCAGGCGUCCUCUUGAGCCCAGACACUAGCAGGGACAGUGACAAUAGCAGCAGUGACCCAGUCAGCAGUAGUAGCUGUAGCAUGGAGGAGAGUGCAGAAGAAGAGUCCAGAGAAGAUGAUGGUCACAGUCCCUCCAGCAGUACCACUGAACCUCCUGAAGGUGCCAUGGAAAGUCCCAGAUUGAACUCUGCAACCAGUGAGGAGGAGCCCAUAGAGCAGGACUAACAUUGAGGCCCCUACCAGCCAUGUGUGACAAUAACUGAACCUCUCAUCCAGCUUCACUCACUGCUCACUUUUCUCAGUUUUUGGACCGUCACCAGAACAGCGACCUGGCAGUGAUGAGGGCAUCCCAGUGUUUUUUUAUUUCUGAAGGCAGGUUCAGCUGCCUUGAGUUUACUGGCUAGAUAGUUAAUUCUUUUUUUUUUUUUUAAUGAAUAAAGUUGUUCAGAUACCAGUGUUGUCUUGUUCUUCUGUUCUAAAUCCAUUCAAAGUCAUGUGACAUGGUUGUUUUAUAUGUUUUGAACCCUAAAGCUAAGUGAACUAACUGCCAGGGUCAGAACUAAGCAAUACCAGCCACUUCUGUAUGAAACGUUCAGAUAGGAUUUGUCACAUGUUCAGUUGUCUUCAGUCCAGCAAUGUGCAGACAAUAACACCCUAACUGCCAAAGUGUUCACAGUUGUUCAUCAGGUUACCGAGUACACACAGAUGGGAUUUAACAUUUGUAUUUCCAUUUAUCCUCAAAUGAUGUUCUCCAUAUUUUUGCAAUGAUACACUACAAAUCCCACUGAGCAGUUCUACCUUGUUCCUUUGUAGAGGUGUGUUCUGUACGUUGAUAUAUUGGAUGCAUUAAAGCGUUAUUUAUAUGAUCAUUUCAGUUCA
This is a messenger RNA of Notolabrus celidotus (New Zealand spotty), 2091 nucleotides long. It is a transcript of the gene ppp4r2b, whose product is annotated as protein phosphatase 4, regulatory subunit 2b. Bases 154 to 1437 code for a protein of 427 amino acids. Gene Ontology annotation, cellular component: protein phosphatase 4 complex; cytoplasm; nucleus. NCBI's taxonomy places the organism in Eukaryota, Metazoa, Chordata, Actinopteri, Labriformes, Labridae. The transcript has 9 exons. Gene Ontology annotation, biological process: protein dephosphorylation. Gene Ontology annotation, molecular function: protein phosphatase regulator activity. The record is from RefSeq and is a predicted model, not a curated record.